CCGUUCCAGUCGCCCAGCCACAGCUCUCGCCCCUGAAUCUCCUGUCGCCCCCUCCCAACCGCGCCGCGAUCCGGUGGUGGAUGCAGCAGCGCGGCCGCUCCUUCAACCGCCGCUCCCGGAGCUUCUCCCGCGCCCGCCUCGCCAUCGAGGGAUCUUAAUCUCACAGCCCCUCCCCGUAACCAAUUCCCCUCGUUUGAACUCGAUUCUGAUUGACGUACGAACGCACGCACGGACUUGCCGUGAUGGCCGCCGCCGCCGCCGUUGUUUCAGCUAAUGGGAAGCUGGAGGUGGAGGAGAGGAAGGUGCAGAAGAGCUACUGGGAGGAGAACUCCAGGGACCUCACCGUCGAGGCCAUGAUGCUCGACUCCCGCGCCGCCGAUCUCGACAAAGAGGAGCGCCCCGAGGUCCUGUCUUUACUUCCUUCAUAUGAAGGAAAAUCAGUACUGGAGCUUGGUGCUGGAAUAGGUCGUUUCACAGGAGAACUGGCUAAAACAGCUGGGAACGUUCUUGCUCUGGAUUUCAUCGAAAGUGCGAUUAAGAAGAAUGAAAGCAUUAAUGGCCACUACAAGAAUGCGUCAUUUAUGUGUGCUGAUGUGACAUCCCUAGACCUGAUGAUUCAAGCUAAAUCUAUUGAUCUGAUAUUUUCGAACUGGUUAUUGAUGUAUCUUUCAGAUGAAGAGGUUGAGCAGCUAGUUGACAGAAUGGUAAAAUGGUUGAAGGUUGGUGGCUAUAUCUUCUUUAGGGAAUCUUGCUUUCAUCAAUCUGGAGAUUCAAAAAGGAAAGUGAAUCCGACACACUAUCGGGAACCAAGGUUUUAUACUAAGGUUUUCAAAGAGUGCCAUACCUUUGAUCAAGAUGGGAAAUCCUUUGAACUUUCUCUGGUUACUUGCAAGUGUAUCGGAGCUUAUGUUAAAAACAAGAAAAAUCAAAAUCAGAUAUGUUGGCUAUGGCAAAAAGUCAAUUCAACAGAAGACCGGGGGUUUCAAAGAUUUUUGGACAAUGUGCAGUACAAAACUAGUGGAAUAUUACGCUAUGAGCGUAUCUUUGGAGAAGGAUAUGUGAGUACUGGUGGAAUUGAGACUACAAAAGAAUUUGUGGAUAAGCUGGAUCUUAAACCUGGACAUAAGGUGCUUGAUGUUGGAUGUGGAAUCGGGGGAGGUGACUUUUAUAUGGCUGAAAAGUAUGAUGCUCAUGUUGUUGGUAUUGAUCUUUCCAUAAACAUGGUGUCAUUUGCACUUGAGCGUGCCAUUGGGCGCAAAUGUUCAGUUGAGUUUGAAGUUGCUGAUUGCACCACAAAGACAUACCCAGAUAACACAUUUGAUGUCAUCUACAGCCGUGACACUAUCCUUCACAUACAAGAUAAACCCUCUUUGUUCAAAAGUUUCUUCAAAUGGCUCAAGCCUGCGGGGAAGGUCCUUAUCAGCGACUACUGCAAGAGUCCUGGGAAAUCAUCAGAAGAAUUUGCAGCAUACAUUAAACAGAGAGGUUACGACCUCCAUGAUGUGGAGGCUUAUGGACAGAUGCUCAAGAAUGCUGGUUUCCGCGAUGUCAUUGCUGAGGACCGAACUGAUCAGUUCCUCAAUGUUUUACGGAUGGAGCUAGCUGAGUUUGAAAAGAACAAAGAUGAUUUCCUGUCUGAUUUCACCCAGGAGGACUAUGACGAAAUUGUGAAUGGAUGGAAGGCAAAACUGCAGAGGAGCUCUGCUGGUGAGCAGAGGUGGGGACUGUUCAUCGCGACCAAGUGAUGACCCAGAUGCACGUGGAUUAUCAAAUAAUGUGCCUUCAUUGCAUGUGGCCCUCUUAUUAUAUUUGUUGUUGCACGCGUUACUCCGAAUUAAGGGGCUUGUGUUAGUACCUAUCAUGUUUCUUUGUGCCUUGAGAAAACCGGUUUAGUUUUAUGGUCCUGUGAUUGCAUUGUUAUUAUGUGGGGUGCUGCACCAGUACAAUGUAUCUGUGAAGUUCAAUAAGGUCUCUGAUAGGAAACUUCGCAAAGAGAACUUGUUGCCUUUAAUUGAGAAAGUGGCGGAUAGACUUCCCGGAUGGAAAGCUGGGCUUUUGAACAAA
Messenger RNA from Phragmites australis (common reed), 2064 nucleotides. RefSeq names its product phosphoethanolamine N-methyltransferase-like. The transcript is spliced from 12 exons. Bases 243 to 1745 code for a protein of 500 amino acids. NCBI's taxonomy places the organism in Eukaryota, Viridiplantae, Streptophyta, Magnoliopsida, Poales, Poaceae. The record is from RefSeq and is a predicted model, not a curated record. Gene Ontology annotation, biological process: phosphatidylcholine biosynthetic process. Gene Ontology annotation, molecular function: phosphoethanolamine N-methyltransferase activity.